AUGGCGGCUGCCUGUCUGUUUGUCUGUCCCCGUGCUAAGCUGCGGUCCCUGCCACGGGGCUCACCCGCCGCCGGCCUUGGCACCGGCUCCCCCACAGCGAAGGCACGCACCGGGGGAAGCGCCGACCUCAUGAACUUCUACGCCACGAGCUACGCGGUGGCCUAUGGCCAGCUGCGUUUCCGUCCCCGCCUCGGCCACCACGGUGGCACCGGCUACGUGUCCAACAACCACUCAGCCGUCUCCUGGCUGCUUUGCCCGCGUGGCGCAGCAGCAGGGCGCUGCCAUGACACCGCCACGUCCACCAGCGCUGAGCACUUCAAGCCCUUCUGGCUCCCCGAUGGCCGGAGCCUCCUGCCCCGGCACGUCCACCGGCCGGAGAGCAGGUACCUCCAUGGGUGCCCCCUCUCCUGCCUCCGCACCAGGGCAGUGAGUCCCCAGCACACGCAGCUUUUCCAGGGUCCCCCCAAAGCAUCUGGGGAGCACGGCACCGAGAGCCGCCACGCUGGUCCUGCCCAGGCAGGCUGGGCUGGGGACAGGGUUGGGGACAGCGGGACUCCCUCCCUGCCCCGUCUGCUCCCUGCAGACGUCCUGCAGAAGAUGACCGUCGGCACCAAGGAGCAGUCAGGCUUCACCAGGGCCACCCCGAGGAGAGACGGCAUCCUGCCAGCCCUGCUGGGCCAGCCCGUGAGGCCCAGCCCCACCAGGUCCCCUGUCCCUCGCCAGCCCCUCACCCCCUCUGCACCCCAAGGGACACUUUUUCUCUCCCGCAGCUCGGCGUUAGCAUCGCCACACCGCCCCAUGUCCAUCCUCUGGCAGGGCAGCGAGACGCUCCCGGUGCUGCAGGCAGGCUCCGAGAGAGGCAGGGGGUUCAGCCGGGAGGUGCCAGGCUGCCUGGGCAUGGGGGUGAGCAAGACCCCAUCCCACUGCCUGUCCCCAUGUGCCCUCCCCAUCCUCACCUGCUGGUCCCAUGCAGGGCUUGCCCGUGGUGGACCACCCCCUCCCACUCGUUUCCCAAGGGCUGCACACACCCCAAGUGACCCAGGCCAGCCUGCUGGGACAGCGGGGUGCAGGCAGGAAGGUGGGUACAGGCAUGACCCUGUCCUCAUCCCCAUCGGACCGUGCACCCAACCCCCCUCCACCCCGCAGGAGCCGUCAGGGUCCAUCGCUAACCAUGGCCCGUAUGUGCCCCCCCACUCAACCCUGUCCCCCACAGCACCGGCCUCACCUCCCCAUCCCGCCUGGGUUUUCCAGCCUGGCGUUCGGCGGGAUCCGACCUGGAUGGCGAGACCCACGGGGGACAUCCAGCCCCAGCGUCCCAGCGGCUUCGGCACCAACAACUGCCCCACAGGGUUGGGGGAGACGCUCAGCCACCCCACCGAGCUGGGGGAAUCAUUGGCCACCCCCCGGCAUAGCCUCCCCCAGGGUGGCCUGAGAUAG
This is a messenger RNA of Phalacrocorax carbo (great cormorant), 1437 nucleotides long. NCBI's taxonomy places the organism in Eukaryota, Metazoa, Chordata, Aves, Suliformes, Phalacrocoracidae. The record is from RefSeq and is a predicted model, not a curated record.